AUGUUGUUGAAAUCUCUUAGCCCUCUUCUGGGCUGCCUCGCCGUCUCCCAGACCGUUUCUGCAUCACUAUUGCCCCGCGAUGGCGAUGACUCUGGUGGUCACCCCUGGAUUAAUCAUGACGCCGUCGUUCCAUUCACUCAGAAGCCUUCAGUCGUUGGUGGAAGUUUGGAACUUCGUUUCAACCCCUUCCUCUUCGUUUCGGGAGGUUGCGAUCCUUACCCGGCAGUAGAUGCCCAGGGCAACCUUGGCGCUGGUCUGAAGCCUACUGGUGGUGGCCGCAGUGGCUGCGGUGAUGGUGGCUCGGCUCAAGUCUAUGUCCGUCGUGGAGAGAGCCAGGGCCGGAAGGCAAUUAUCUACAGUUAUUACAUGCCCAAGGUCCGUUGGGCCAAGGGAAAUAACAACGGUCAUCGCCACUACUGGGCUAGUGUCGUUGUCUGGGUCAACCGCUUCGGCUGCGACGACAGCGACAUCACGUCCAUCUGGCCCGUCGGAAUCUCCUACACCACUGACCACCUGAACUGGGGCUCGGCUUCUGCCGGAGAAGUCUCUUUCAGGUCCUCGGAUGUUGGCAUCGAUAUGGCUACACACCCCAAGAUCCAAAUUCACGACGAGGCCAUCGCGCCCUUCACCGGCGCCGAUGGUGAUAAGCUUUUCGAGCGUACCCUCAUCAGCUGGGACUCCCUCCCCGCGCUCGCAAAGAAGGCGUUGACGGACGUCAAGUACGAGAAGACCCAGGUUCCCUUCACGGACGAGCACUUCCAGGCUCAGAUUGACGCUGCCUACCGUGAUGGUUUCUAUGCUGGUGUAAAGAAGGAGCCUGACUGCCCUUCAAAUGAUGUGCCUCCAGCCGAUGACCCGCCUGUCACUACAACGGCCGCGGCUGCCGAGCCUACCGGCUUGGACAAAUAA
This is a messenger RNA of Colletotrichum paranaense, 909 nucleotides long. RefSeq names its product NPP1 domain-containing protein. Bases 1 to 909 code for a protein of 302 amino acids. The record is from RefSeq and is a predicted model, not a curated record. The transcript has 2 exons. Lineage: Eukaryota; Fungi; Ascomycota; Sordariomycetes; Glomerellales; Glomerellaceae.